AUGAAGAGAUUUACAAAAUCGAUUAAAAAAAAAGUUUCAAAUCAACAAACAAAAGAAGUAUUAGAUAAAUCUAAAGAUGAGUUGGGCAAAAAGUUGACUGGAUCAAAUUUUCAAACUAAAAAAAAAAAAGUUUCACCUGGCACAUCCAACAAUAUGACCACUACCCCUACCACUGAUGAGGCAAUUUUCAGUCAUGCAAAUUUAAUUAAACAGGUUAACAUUAACCGAAAACAUUCUGAAAAAUAUUACAUCUAUGAUUUUGAUAAAUAUAUAGGUCCUACUAAUGAAAAUGAUUUAUAUGAUACCAGUUAUAAUAUUUUUAAAACUAAAAAUGGUGUUAAUCCCACUUCUGCAAGAUAUGUCAUCCAUUAUUUAACCAAAUAUUUCAAGACGUUGCUAGUUGAAAAUAACACUAAUACUAUGAACAAUGUCAAUAGCAAUGUUAAUAUAGUAUUGAAUGUUUGGGAAUCUUUAACUGGCAUUUCUGAGAGUGAAAAAGAUAAACUAGUGUGUAAUAUGUUAGUUAAAUUUUUCCCCUGGGAAGGCUGUUCAUUAAAUGGGGAAAUUUUAGAGGAUAGUAUAAAAUCCACUUUCCAAAAAGAUAUAAUUUUAGUUUUUAAAAGUUUAUUAGUUUUAUGGUCUAAAAUGCCCAAGGGUGUUAUUCCAUGGAAAUCAUACAUUAAGUUCACCAAACUUGAAAAACAAAAUAAUUUCCCAAUGAAAUCUUUUUAUCAAUAUAUUUCACUAACUCUACCAGACCAUAAUUAUACAUGUUGUUGUUUUGAAUUUUUUGAGCUAGUGUUGGCAGUUAUAAGUAACGGAGCCUUAUUAUUAUUGGGUACCAAGGACUCCAUGUUAUAUUGGUUAUUUCACAUGGCUCAAUAUUGUUUCCCCAAGAAUAUUGUAUCAUUGGAAACUUUCCAGGAUUAUUACAUAGAUUAUCAGGUUAAAGCUGAAUCUUUGUACCAUGUUUUGGUUGCUUAUAUGAGAUCUUUAUACGAAGAAAAAAAAUUAAAAGAUUUUUAUCUCAUUGAAGAUUUUAAUAUUUUGACAAAAUAUCCUCCAGAGUUUAGUUCUUUAUGGAAUAUAGAGGAUAAAGCGUUAAUUUUAUCCGUACCAUCUUCACAGAUAGACACUGCCUCUGGUUUAUUUGAAACUUGCAGUUUGUUGGUUUUAAACAGAAGAUACGAAAAGAAUGUAGUUUUUACAAAGUUGGAAAAUGAUCUAUUGGAUCGAUUACAUGAUGAUCCUGUAUCUAUAUACAAUAAAUUAUUUACUGAAAACUCUAAAAAACAUGUGCUUAAAAUGGAUCCUCAUUUUAAAAUUUGCGACAAAAAAACAGGGAGUUUGGAAAAUAUUAAUAAUGAGAAUGAUUACAAUAACAAAAAUAGGCAGCAUAGUGAUGUUGAUGAUAAUAGCAUUAGAAAUGCAGUUUUUGAAAAAUGGAACCAAUAUGGUGUGGCUGAUUGGAUUGGUUUUGAAUCCGAUAGACUUGCUACCAAUUUAUUUUUCAAGUCUUUGGAAAACGCUAGUUCUCACGAUGAAGGUGAUAUAGCUUUGGUCAAUUCAGUUGGGUGUUUUAAAAUGGAAUUUAAUGACUGGUUAUACUUGAAUUUUAUCAGAGAUUCAACAUCAGGAUUUAUAAAUAAAAAAAUAUUAAUUUUUGAGUUAAAUGUCAGAGUUAAUAAUUUUAAAUAUUUAAUUAUUGUUGAAAGUGAUCUAUUUGAUGAAAAUGACUUCAGUUUUAUUGCGCGAAAAAAUGUCAGCAAAGCGGACACCAAGGCCAGUGGGAGAACCUCUAAAGGUAAAGAAAAUGAAAGUACAAGUAUAAUUAGUCCCAAUACUGAUACUAUUAGAAAAUCAUCGAAACCCACUUUUAUAGAAAAUGAAUUAGACAAAGAAUAUUUAUAUACAAAAAUUUUUGAUCAACAAGAAGAAGAGGAGAAGGGAACAGAAAUAAAAUCUAUGGCGUCUUUACAACCGCAAGUGGGGCAAACUUUUUCGAAAACUGGUACACCUGUUUCUGUAAAGGUUAUCCCUAAGACCACAUUUGAUGAAAAAUUUCGAACUUUGACGCCACCAAUAACAGAUGUUGCUAGUAUUGAAAAUAAUUAUGAUGGUAUUGACGGUGAUAAAAAUGAAAUAAUUACAACCAUCAGACAAACAACAAAAAUAGAAACAACCAAAGUUCAACAUGGUACCGAUUGCUCAUCAAGUAUUUAUUCAUCAAAAACGAAAAAGUCGCACAGAAAGAGUGAAUCAUUUACCACCAAUUUAGAUAAACCAGUCCUAGACAUUCAAUCCUUAAAUGAUACCAAUGCUGAAGAUAAUAUAUUUGCAAUUGGUCAACAGCAAAAAGAGCUAGAAUUAGAGUAUAAUAGACUUUACUAUAAUAACACUGAUCGUUCUGGUCCAACAACACCUGAAACUUUUAAAGUUGAAUCUGGCACAAAAAAUAGGGAAUUUGAAACUAGUCCAGAGAGCGAUAUAAAUAAUACAGAUGUAUUUAUCCAGAAAGACCUUACUACACCUACAAAACAUCAUACAUACACUUCAAUAGGCAAGGGAAACAUAAAACUACCGCAAAGGUUAAGACCCCCCAUAUGUGAUUUUGCUUCAAAGAGCAGCGUAUCUAUGAAGAAAAUAUCAGAUGUUGAUAUGGAUAGCGAUUAUGAAAAAGAUCAUAAGAAACAAUACUACAUGGGGAAAACUCGCGGUGAGUUGGUUUGGAAUAAGGCUGACUCAAUGCCAAAUUUAAACAGUCGUGUGGAUUUCAAUGAUUACAGUACAGAUAGUUUUGUUACUGCGCAGAAUAUUAAACAAUGA
Saccharomycodes ludwigii is the source of this 2826-nucleotide messenger RNA. RefSeq lists its product as uncharacterized. Lineage: Eukaryota; Fungi; Ascomycota; Saccharomycetes; Saccharomycodales; Saccharomycodaceae. The record is from RefSeq and is a predicted model, not a curated record. The transcript has a single exon. Bases 1 to 2826 code for a protein of 941 amino acids.